AUGGAUCCGAGCGAAAGCGGCACAUCAGCUGAACUGCAGCUGCGACAGGCAAGAAGCAGCAUUGCAUCACUUAACCGUUUUCUUGCAGAAGCCGAAAAAGGUAACACAGUACCUUUUGCAGAAUUACAGCAAGAGCUGCAGAGUGCACGUGCCGUACUCACAGGACUUUCACAAGGAAGAUUAGAUGCUGUUUCAACUGCUGCUUCCAUCUCUGUGCCUUCUGGGUGGCAGGCGUCUAAUUUACACCCUCGCACAGUGGGCCGGGAAGCAGUAACAGACCUACAAAGACGUACGGCACAGCAAUUACUUGCCGAACUGAGUCUAAUAGAAACUUCUUUGCAGCGUUGUCAGCGAAAGACACAACAACGUCAGACGUAUAUGUCAGAGGUAGAGCAAUUACUUGGCGGUAUGCGGGGAAAUGGUGGUCAAGAUAGUGUUUCAUCUCUACAACACCUCGAAAGUGAACGGAGUUCCCUGCAGUACACACGUAAUCGUGUUCGAGCAAUGCUAGAUGAAAGUAAUUUGGUGAUGAAGGCGCUGCAGGAUCAAGGUGGACGUCUCGAAGGAACAGAUAGCAAGGUUGCGGAUGUGUUAGAGUCUAUUGGUGUGGCUAAUUCCACUGUUUUGCAGAUUCUCCGCCGUAAUAGAGUUGAUGCAUGGCUUGUAUACGGAGGCAUUGCACUCACAAUCUUAUUUCUCUAUUAUAUAUGGUGA
Messenger RNA from Trypanosoma theileri, 714 nucleotides. RefSeq names its product putative SNARE protein. The coding region runs from base 1 to 714 and encodes 237 amino acids. NCBI's taxonomy places the organism in Eukaryota, Euglenozoa, Kinetoplastea, Trypanosomatida, Trypanosomatidae. Gene Ontology annotation, cellular component: endoplasmic reticulum membrane; Golgi apparatus; SNARE complex. The transcript has a single exon. Gene Ontology annotation, molecular function: SNAP receptor activity; SNARE binding. Gene Ontology annotation, biological process: vesicle fusion. The record is from RefSeq and is a predicted model, not a curated record.